Heterobilharzia americana is the source of this 4044-nucleotide messenger RNA. The record is from the annotation of a GenBank genome assembly. NCBI's taxonomy places the organism in Eukaryota, Metazoa, Platyhelminthes, Trematoda, Strigeidida, Schistosomatidae.
AUGGCGUCGGAUGGUUUUGGUCGUCGGGACUGUCUAAAAUACAAAAGAUGUGGCAGUGAUGGAUCUCAAAACUGUAAUAAACACUCUACGUCAAGUUCACAGUCGGAAGUAACGGGAUAUAAAAAUGAGGAUACAAACUCUUGCACCUUUGGAGGUGAGAAGAAUGGGAAACAUGUGAAGCCUAAUAGCAGAGAAUCAGAACUAGAUCCACAUUCAAAAUCAAAGCAUGGAUCACUGACAUUUCCUGUCAAACAUUCUAUGCUAUCAAACAAGAUCGCUCCUCCUCAAUUUGAGCUUGGCAAUUCGGAUGAACAGGAUGAAACUUUAUCUGGAAGAUGUGAUAUCAAGCCCGAAUCACCAGAUUCUGGUCAUAGGUCGAAACAGAAGCAGUUCAGUGCAAGAGACAGUACAAUAAUUAAGUCUUCAUCCAGUUCAAAAUACAGCCGUGACGAAGAUACUGGUUGUGAUCGCAAAAGUACUAAAUCUCCUUAUAAGAAAUCAAACCGUGGUGACAGUCAUACUCAUGGGGUUUUCGGUAACCAAGGCAAAUCUAAAAGCCUUUAUGAUACUGGUGAUCAUUCCCCAAGCAAUUCAACUCAUAGAAGUCCUAGUAAACACUACACAUCUGCAAAACUGAAGUCAGAUGUACAUGAUUCUCAUUCAACAAGAAAUGCAACACAAUCAGUUCAUAGACGAAAUCGAGGCAAUUCAAGCACCCUUGUUGCUUAUAACAGCACAGACGAAGAACUGCCUCAUGGAAACAAAGAGCAUUCCUAUUCAAAACGAAAAGUCAGGCGAAAAGAGGGCGGUGAUAUUCGAUCUGGAAAUGUCGGCGUGUCAGAAAUUGAUCGUAGCAAUCUGGACCCGAAAAAAGGUCAAACAACUUCUGGGAUAUCGAGUAACAUCAAAGUUAUCAAAAGCACUGCAAGGUCUACCUGGGAUUCUAGUGACAGUGACUUCGAUUCUUCGGUCGUUCGUGCAGAAAUGGUUAGCGAAAAUGAAAAUGCCACCUCACCGUAUGAUCACCAAGCAUCAAAUCUGUCAGAUCCUCUAAGUAAGACAUCUCACUCCGUAAUCAACAAGUCCAGUCUACUAAGAGAAUCGAAAAAUGAUUUACAUAAAAAGAGAAAAGAUGGAAAAUAUCAAAAUAGUUCUUAUAAAGACGAUCCAGUUAACUUAGACGAAUCUCAGUCAAAAUUAUCCUGUAGAGAUUCACAUAAUCGUAGACUCAAGAGAAAUUCUGACCAUCGUUCAGUUGAUCGCCGAGAAAAGUCUGUUUCAUCAGGAGCUUCUGAUGGUUCUCGAUUUUAUGAUAAUCGAAGGAACUCUCGUACCAAGAGUACUGCUGAUGGUACACCUCCGAGUCGUAAACGCUCACGCUCUCAUGUGUCCUCCUCGUAUCAUUCCUCAGUCAGCAGAUCACGUUACUCCUCUCAUACGGAAUCUUCUCACAAGUAUGAUCGACAUAAGCGAAGCUAUCUGAAAUCAAAGUCCUACAGCUCCAGAUCAUCUGCCCGUACUUCACGUUCAUUCCGUUCGAGCUAUAGUUCUAGGUCAAGGUCAAGCUCUGCGAGAACUCCUCGUCGACGUAGGCAUCUUAGAUCGUUUUAUCGAAGAAGACAUAGGCGCAGAAGCUAUUCAAUUCGAUCGCGAUCUCGUUCAAGAAGUUGGCGUUCAACGGAUUCCAGCUUCUCUUCACGGUCUUCCCAUUCAUCACGCUCUCGUUUCUCUCGUCGCGAUACUUCUAAAAACCGUUCUUCCUCUCGUCGUUCUCGUACUCCUUUAUAUCGACCUAUAUCGUCUAUUACAAAAGCUUCAGAUGAUUAUACCCGAACUUCACCAGAACACCGUCUUACGCGCCUUGGAGUUGGGUCAGUUAGUAAAGAAACCACUUCAGAUGGCAAAGUGAAUAGUCCUUAUAAUGAUUCAAAGUCCAUUUCCUAUAUACCUAGUGUCAACGAGACGGUUUCAGCAGCUGUUAAACGAGUUGUGGGUGGUGGUCAGUCUAAGAAUCAAAAGUCAUUGCGGGAAUCAGCCUCAACAAAAAAGAGUGAUAACAACAUUGGUUCAAAUCCUGUUAAUAAUUUAAAGUUAUCUGAUGAAAAUAACGGUGAUUCACGUUCACAACCAUUAUCUUCAUCUAUUUUAGCCGAGUCGGAUAGUAAAAUAUCCAGUCCUUCAGUACUUGUAGACAUACCGUUACCUCAAGAUGCACUACAUCAAUCUUCUGAUAAUUUAGAUAGUAAGAAUCAUUUAAAUAAGUCUGUGCCGUACAUUGGACCACAAGUACCACCAGAACUGGCUAAACGCUUCGGCUUAUCUGUUGCCGAUAAUGUCAUCAAAUCUGAUGCUAGUGACUGUGUGACAUCUAUUCCAAGUGAUCGUUAUACAGUUACCAGCUCCGAAGCUGCACAACCACGGAAUAAUUCAAACUCUUUCUGUGAUACUAUGUCGACGUCAGAGUUUACAAUCCCUCCCGAACAAGCUGAGUUGUAUAGACCACUACAAGAACAGGCCAAAGAACAUGCUUUACGCCGUAGUAGCAUUCUUAUGUCUGAGGAAUUGAAACUAAGUCGAAAUACCAACGAGUUUCAGUUACUUCAACAACAACACGUACAACGGCAACUAGCUUUGCUUCAGCAACAUCAGCAGCAACAAAAUCAGUCCACUAUGGUAUUCGCCCCUGCCAGUGUUAUUUACUCCGCUCCUUCAUUUUUGCCCUUUUAUGCAACUAGCACGCCAUUGUUAUCUACAGUAUCAAGUGGUAGUAUAACAGCUGCUAGUAACGCUGCCAUCACUGAAGCAUCAAUUCCUCAACACGUGGCUGCCGAGGCAAUGCUUUUACGACAGCAACAACAGCAGCAGUUUUCUGCUUUAUGUGGGGCUGCGUAUCCGCAACAGGUAAGCUGUAGUGAUGCCUCACAAAUGCUUCUUGGGUCCGUUAGUAAUCCACAUAACUCUUCCAGUUUAUCAGUGGAACAGCCCACCACAUCAUCUUCAUUCCCGUCUUCCGUUAAACAAGAAGGCAAUCCUUUAUCGACAUCAAUCCAACAAGCUCAGUUACGGCAACUAAUUGCCGCAGCUGCAUUACAAUCGGCGACUCAAGGUAGUAACAACAAUAUUUUUCCCUCUCAGAAUGCAGUUCAGUCCAUUACUCAGCAACAGUUACUGAGUCAGCUGAUCGCUCAGCAAUCUCAGCUAUCUGGAGUAAAUAUUGCUCCAAAUUUAGUAACGGCUUCUUUGUUAGCCGCACAGCAACAACAAAAGCAGUUAAUAGCUCAAUGGCAAAAACAUGCCCUGGCAUUGGCUGCAGCCGGUUCUGCAAAUGAUCAGUUUAAGAAUAUUCAAGAAAGACGACUGUCCACUAUUACUCCUGGUAAUGCCUUUACCAAUUCUGCUGUUAGUGCUUCAAAUAAUCUGGCUUCUAUUCUCAACGCUAGCAACUCAUUACCUGCUGCAGUUCAGUUAGGUCUCCUACGCUCCAAUCUCACUGCAUCAGUUCUUUCUAAUACUGGAUUGAAUACACCAACACAAAAUCAAGUAGCCUCUGUAGCUGCAUUAAUCGCUGCGGCACAGCAGCAGCAACAACAACAACAGCAGUAUCAACAGGCUACGGUUGUUUCCUCUGCCCAACAGUCUCUUGCAGCAAACCCUUCACUUUUUCCUGUUUCCUCUGCAAACCAAGAGUUUUCUCAUGCUGUGCAAUCAGCUUUGUUACCACAACAGUUACAGCAACGUUUGUUGUCUCUACAAGCGUCACUCUUGCAACAAAAACAGCAACAACAAAUGGCUUCAAUGAAUAAUGCUGCCGCAGCUGCUGCAAUGGCUGCAUCAGGAAAUGCUGCACUAUUACAAGCUGUUAUCGCAUCUCAGCAGCAGCAGCAACAACAACAACAACAGCGUCAACAACAAAUUGCUCACAAUCAGUUCCAGCAGCAGCAACAAGCAGCCUUGGCUACUAUAUUAGCUGUUCAGAGUCAGCAGCGACAACAACAACAACAACAACAGCAAGCAGUCCAAGAUCGACUGAACAAACCCAUGUGA